Messenger RNA from Anopheles maculipalpis, 1985 nucleotides. It is a transcript of the gene Vps52, whose product is annotated as vacuolar protein sorting-associated protein 52 homolog. The transcript is spliced from 4 exons. Gene Ontology annotation, biological process: retrograde transport, endosome to Golgi; endocytic recycling; lysosomal transport. Lineage: Eukaryota; Metazoa; Arthropoda; Insecta; Diptera; Culicidae. Gene Ontology annotation, cellular component: GARP complex. Gene Ontology annotation, molecular function: syntaxin binding. Bases 3 to 1985 code for a protein of 660 amino acids. The record is from RefSeq and is a predicted model, not a curated record.
UCAUGGCGGAUGCGGCAAUUAUUGGCGAACAAAUCGAGGACGAUGAGGUGCAAGAGAUCCUGAAGACGGGUACCGAUUUGCGCCAAUAUUCGGCCCAGAUCGAGAAAGAAUUUAAGGAGGUGGAGAACCGAUCGAUCGAUGAUUACAUCAAGGAAAGUCAAAACAUUGCCAACCUGCACAACCAGAUUGGCAACACAUCGAACAUCCUGGAGCGUAUGGAAUCGAUGCUGAUGGACAUACAGGAUGCGCUGAACAACAUCAGCACCGAGAUUACUUCACUGCAGAAAAAGUCCGUUUCGAUGUCGGUGCAGCUGACGAACCGGCAAUCGAUCCGGGCGCAGAUUUCGCAGUUUAUCGAAGAUAUGGCCGUGCCGGAAGAGAUGGUUGCCUGCAUCAUGGACAGUCCGGUGACGGAGAAAGAGUUCGUGGGUCAUUUGAACGAGCUGAACCACAAGCUGAAUCUGAUGAAGGAGUUGAACUUUAAGGAAAGCAAAUCGUCGCAAGACGUGAGUGAUGUGCUGCAGAAGCUGAAAAUCAAAGCCAUGAGCAAGCUGCGCCUGUAUCUGAUGGAGCAGAUCUACAAGUUCCGCAAGCCGAUGGCCAACUAUCAGAUACCGCAGAAUGCGAUGCUAAAGUACAAGUUUUUCUUUGAGUUUAUCCUCUCGAACGAGCGUACUGUGGCGCAGGAAAUUUGCAACGAGUAUGUGGACACGAUGAGCAAGAUUUACUACAGCUACUUCAAGAGCUACUCCACACGGUUGGGAUCGCUCAAGUUUGAGGAAGCGGUGUCGAAGGAUGAUCUGAUGGGGCUAGACGAUUCCGUACCGAAGAGUAUCUUCUCGAAAACGAGCUCGCUGAAGAACAAAAGCACGGUCUUUUCGAUCGGAGACCGGGGUGAAGUACUUAACCAACAGCUGGAAGCACCGAUCAUUGUGCCGCACGCACAGCAAAAGUUCCGGUACGCGUACGAAGCACUGUUCCGGUCGGAGCAGUACGCGCUGGUCGAUAACGCAUGCCGGGAGUAUUUGUUCGUGACGGACUUUUUCAUCGUGCGUGGUCCACAGGCGCAGGAACUGUUUAAUCAAAUUAUGGGCAAAACGACCGCAUUAUUGAUUAAAAAUUUGGAAACAUACGUUCAGGAUUGUUACGACACGAUAGCACUGUUCCUGUGCAUUCAGCUCUGCUUCCGAUAUCAGCUGAUGUGCCACAAACGAUGCGUGCCGGCCUUGGAUAAGUAUUGGGACAACUUGCACGCGGUAAUUUGGCCCCGGUUCGAGCAAGUGUUUCGAAUGAACAUUCAAAGUAUUCAGGACUGUGAUCCGACCAAGUUUCCCAAAGAAACUGGACCACAUUACAUUACUCGCCGCUAUGCCGAAUUCUCAGCCGCAAUUGUCGGCAUAACGGAAAAUUUCCCGAACGAGCUGGUCAGCCACAUGCUGCUGGAGCUACAGGAAGAGGUGAAAUGUUUUAUGCUACGGAUGGCCGCCAUCUUUACGACGCGCAAAGAGCAGUUGAUCUAUCUGAUCAAUAACUACGAUCUAGUGCUGGGUGUACUGAUGGAGCGGACCCGAGACAACUCGAAGGAAGCGGAAGCGUUCCGCGAACUGCUAAGUACACGGAGUGCGGAAUAUGUGGAGGAAAUACUGGCCCCACAUCUUGGUGGUAUUAUACAGUUUGUGAAGGACUGCGAGCAGAUGCGGGACAAGGAGCAGACGGAGGAACUGAAGCGUCAGGAGCGCCGGUCUCUGCAGUUGGUGGCUAAUUUUAGUGCCAACUGGAAAAAAUCGUUAGAAGAACUUAAUCGCGAGGUGUUUCUUUCAUUUCCAUCGUUGUUGACGGGGUCACAGCUGUUGCAGCUUGCGCUGGCUCAGCUUGUCCAGUACUAUCACAAGUUCUACAAGCUUCUAACGCCAAAUGCCCGUGCACAGCUGGUGAACAUUCAUGUGAUAAUGAUCGAGGUGAAGAAGUACAAGAGUAACUUCUAG